GGCAGGUCGGGCACCCAAGGUUUUAAAAAGAAGAGGUGUAGGCUUAGGGACCUCACUUGUUCCUGGGCGGGACAGGGCAAGGCGGGCGUUCCUUUUCCUUUCUGUGUCUCUUGCCUGGCGCCAGUCACUUUGGCCCAGGGUUGUGUCUUUAGGAAUCGAAGUAUCGUCGAAGCGAGAGCAAACAAAGGUAGCUGAUCGCCCGCCACGCCGCGCAGAAGCCACCCACCACCAUGGAGGACGGACACUGUUACGAGUUCGAGGAGGUCCUCUCCAAGUUCGCCGUCAAGCAGGACGUCGGCCUCAGCGACGCCCAGGUCAAGGAGAACCAGGAGAAGUACGGCCCCAACGAACUGCCAGCAGAAGAGGGCAAGUCUCUCCUGCAGCUGAUCUUGGAGCAGUUCGAUGACCUGCUUGUGAAGAUCCUGCUGUUGGCUGCCAUCAUCUCCUUCGUGUUGGCUUGCUUCGAGGAGGGCGAAGAGACCGUGACGGCCUUCGUGGAGCCCUUCGUCAUCCUUCUCAUCCUGAUCGCUAACGCCAUCGUCGGCGUGUGGCAGGAGCGCAAUGCCGAGUCCGCCAUCGAGGCCCUGAAGGAGUACGAGCCUGAGAUGGGCAAGGUCGUGCGCGCGAACAAGGCCGGCGUGCAGAAGAUCCGCGCCAAGGGCAUUGUUCCCGGGGACAUCGUCGAAAUCUCGGUUGGAGACAAGAUCCCCGCCGACUUGCGUCUGUGCAAGAUCUUCUCAACGACCCUGCGUAUUGACCAGUCCAUUCUCACUGGAGAGUCUGUGUCUGUCAUCAAGCACACUGACCCCAUCCCUGACCCCAAGGCCGUCAACCAGGACAAGAAAAAUAUUCUCUUCUCUGGCACAAAUGUUGCCGCUGGCAAGGCCCGUGGUGUUGUCGUUGGCACUGGACUUAACACUGCUAUUGGUAAGAUCCGUACCCAGAUGGCAGAGACUGAGGAGAUCAAGACUCCCCUGCAGCAGAAGCUUGAUGAGUUCGGUGAGCAGCUGUCCAAGGUCAUCUCCAUUAUCUGCGUUGCUGUCUGGGCCAUCAACAUUGGACACUUCAAUGACCCUGCUCAUGGUGGUUCUUGGAUCAAGGGUGCUAUCUACUACUUCAAGAUUGCCGUUGCCCUGGCCGUAGCUGCCAUCCCUGAGGGUCUCCCUGCUGUCAUCACCACUUGCCUUGCCCUUGGUACUCGCCGUAUGGCCAAGAAGAAUGCUAUUGUGAGGUCUUUGCCUUCUGUUGAGACUCUUGGUUGUACCUCUGUUAUCUGCUCAGACAAGACUGGCACACUCACCACCAACCAGAUGUCUGUCUCUCGCAUGUUCAUUAUGGAUAAGGUUGAGGGUAAUGACUGCUCUCUUCUGGAAUUCGAGAUCACUGGCUCCACUUACGAGCCCAUUGGUGACAUUUACCUUGGCGGUGCUAAGGUGAAGGGUGCUGACUUUGAGGGUCUGCAGGAACUCGCCACUGUUUCCUUCAUGUGCAAUGAUUCUUCUAUUGAUUUCAAUGAGUUCAAGAAUAUGUUUGAAAAGGUCGGUGAAGCCACUGAGACUGCCCUGAUUGUGCUGGGUGAGAAGAUCAACCCAUACAGCCAGUCUAAGGUUGGUUUGGAUCGUCGCUCUGCUGCCAUUGUUGCCAAGCAAGACAUGGAGACCAAGUGGAAGAAAGAAUUUACCUUGGAAUUCUCCCGUGACCGCAAAUCCAUGUCCUCCUACUGCGUGCCCCUCAAGCCUACUCGCCUGGGAACUGGACCCAAGAUGUUCUGCAAGGGUGCACCUGAAGGUGUUCUUGAACGUUGCACUCACGUCCGUGUUGGUACCCAGAAGGUUCCCCUCACUGCUGGAGUGAGAGACAAGAUCUUGGCAGUUACCCGUGACUAUGGCUGUGGUCGUGACACUCUCCGUUGCUUGGGUCUUGCCACUAUUGACACCCCAAUGAAGCCUGAGGAUAUGGAUCUCGGUGACUCCACCAAGUUCUACACCUAUGAAGUCAACAUGACUUUCAUUGGUGUUGUUGGUAUGCUUGACCCACCCCGCAAGGAAGUGCGUGAUUCCAUUGAGAAGUGUCGUGAGGCUGGUAUCCGUGUCAUUGUCAUCACUGGAGACAACAAGGCCACUGCUGAGGCUAUCUGCCGCCGUAUUGGUGUGUUUGGUGAAAAUGAGGAAACUGCUGGCAAGUCAUACUCUGGUCGUGAAUUUGAUGAGCUCAGCGUUGCAGAACAGAGACUUGCUUGCAUCAAUUCACGUCUCUUCUCCCGUGUCGAGCCUUUCCACAAAUCCAAGAUUGUUGAAUACCUGCAGGGAGAGGGUGAGAUCUCUGCCAUGACUGGUGAUGGUGUGAAUGAUGCCCCUGCUCUGAAGAAGGCUGAGAUUGGUAUUGCCAUGGGUUCAGGCACUGCUGUAGCCAAGUCUGCUUCUGAGAUGGUGCUUGCUGAUGAUAACUUCUCGUCCAUUGUGGCUGCUGUUGAGGAAGGCCGUGCCAUCUACAACAACAUGAAGCAGUUCAUCCGUUACCUCAUUUCCUCCAACAUUGGUGAAGUGGUGUCCAUCUUCUUGACUGCUGCUCUUGGUCUCCCUGAAGCUCUCAUUCCUGUCCAGCUCUUGUGGGUCAACCUGGUUACUGAUGGUCUGCCCGCCACUGCUCUGGGCUUCAACCCCCCUGACCUUGACAUCAUGGAGAAGCCCCCACGCAAAGCUGACGAGUCUCUUAUCUCUGGCUGGCUCUUCUUCCGUUACAUGGCUAUUGGUGGCUAUGUUGGCUGUGCCACUGUCUUUGCUGCCUCCUGGUGGUUCAUGUAUGACCCCACUGGCCCUCAGCUCAACUACUACCAGCUGUCCCACCAUCUGUCCUGCUUGGGUGAUGACAAGAACUUCGAAGGUCUGGAUUGCAACAUCUUCAGCCACCCAGCCCCCAUGACCAUGGCUCUUUCCGUGCUUGUCACCAUUGAGAUGCUCAACGCUCUUAACAGCUUGUCAGAGAACCAGUCACUCAUCGUGAUGCCCCCCUGGGUCAACAUCUGGCUGCUGGCGGCUAUGGCCCUCUCCAUGACCCUGCAUUUCAUCAUCUUGUACAUUGAUAUCCUUAGUACUGUGUUCCAGGUGAUGCCCCUCACAACUGCACAGUGGAUGGCUGUAUUGAAGAUAUCCCUCCCUGUGGUGCUGCUGGAUGAGACCCUCAAGUUCGUUGCUCGCAAGUACACUGAUGUGUCUCCUGCUGUGUCCAAGUAAGAAAGAAUCUCCAGCAAGAAGCAUAUCACGGCCGUCACAUGGAAACCGAUGGCACCUGACUCGACUACUACUACAAUAGUUCUAGAAUUUCAUUUUCUUUACUUUUUAUUGUCUUCUAACUCUAACUCUAAUUUAUUCUUUUUCUUUUUUUUCUUUCAGUAGAUGUAGAUAUUUACUUGGUAGUAGUAAUAGCAGCAACUAGUCACCUAACCCUGUUUUUUUCUCUUCUUGAUGAGUCACUAAUAUACUGUGGCUGUUCAUUACAGUACCUGGCAAGAUUGAGCAAAAAUGGUAAAAUCAAGAGGUACCAUCUACUCCAGCUUUUCCAAUGUCCUCACAGCCAGUAGCCUUAGCUGUAUUAACCUACAAGCCGUCAGUGCCAUGCCUGUGAUGAGCCCAGCACCACCCCGCCAUGGCCACUGUAUCUAGGGGUGCUAGUCAGCAGCUUAGAGGAACUUUCCAUCUCCAUUGCUGAUGUCCAGAAUUCCUAAGGAACAGUAGCCAUGGGCAUUGGAGGGGCAGAAGCAGACGGUGGUGGUGUGCGAGGUCCUUCACCUCCAACAGAGAUCUCAGCCUCCCCCUGCUGUGCCUUGGCACUCUUUGUCCAUAAGAAUCUGCACAUCAGUAUUACUACACCAUGCAGGGGGGGUUCACCCAUUGGCCCACCACCUUGCCAACAUUCUCCAUCCAAUGGAUGACAUAUAGAGGAUGAAUAUGUACAUUUACUUAUGUUGUAAUUUGAUUUAGAAAAACUAGAAUAUUUUGAUUCCCUUGUUGAAAUAAACUGUUAGCUAACUGCUCUUGGGCAAACAUUGCCAAAAGUCACACUAAGUGUGUUGUGUCCUGUGUCUGUGCUCAUGUCAAACUGCCCAACAGAGAGCAAUGUACGACCAUACAAACAUCCACUUGUUUCUGUGCAAAGAUGUGGUACAGUUUUGUACCUCAUUUUGUACAUGCCACUCAUUUAUUGUUGAUGAUAGAAUAAAUAAUAAAAAAAGACCUCAC
Molecule: messenger RNA, 4238 nt
Organism: Penaeus vannamei (Pacific white shrimp)
Lineage: Eukaryota; Metazoa; Arthropoda; Malacostraca; Decapoda; Penaeidae
Source: RefSeq, a predicted model, not a curated record